AUGCAACAAAGAGAAAAGGAGACAUUUCGUGAAUACGCGCAAAGGUGGCGCGAAAUUGCAGCACAGGUUGUUCCACCUAUGGAAGAAAAGGAGAUGACGAAAGUGUUCUUAAAGACUCUUGAUACUUUUUAUUACGAGAGGAUGAUUGCAAGCGCUCCUACAGACUUUACUGACAUGGUAAACAUGGGAGUCCGUUUAGAGGAAGCAGUUCGAGAAGGGCGUCUAGUUAGAGAAGGAAGUUCAUCUUCAAGCGGGGCAAAGAGGUACGGCGGUUUUAUGAAAAAGAAGGAACAAGAAACUAAUGUUGUGUCCUAUAAUCAUCCAAGAAGGAUCAAUUAUCCUUACCAUUCCCAACACCAACAUAUAGCAGCCGUGACUCCAGUAAUCACUUCCGCUCCAGUUCAAGUCCAAUACCCUCAGCAGCGUACCAACCGCUUCCAACAGAAUAUUCAGUAUCAGCAACAACAUCAACCUCAACAACAUCAACAUCAGUUACAACAACGUCCACCACAGCAACAAAGAAGAACCAAUUUUGAUCCAAUUCUGAUGUCAUAUGCAGAAUUGUAUCCAGCUUUGAUCGCUAGAAACCUUGUGCAACCACGACCACGAGCUCCUGUACCAGAAGUGCUACCUUGGUGGUACAAGCCAGAGGUAUCUUGUCCCUUUCAUCAGAAUGCUCCAGGUCAUGACUUAGACAACUGUUUUGCUUUAAAGUUGGAAGUACAGAAGUUAACAAGAGCAGUCAAUUCAAGAGGUUGUAGAAAGAUUCAAGAUGAUUUGCAAGGCGUCCUUGAUCAGGGUUUGAUUCAGGUUUCUAGACAAGUGAGUUCUCCAGAAUCACAAGAACAAGAGGUGAAUGUCAUCAUUCCUUGCUUCAACAUUCCAGAGAAAGUAGAGAUAGCUUAUCAUUCGAGGGAGCCAGUAGUGAUUUGCCCUCCGGGCCCAAUGCCUUACACUUCAGAUAAAGCGGUCCCCUACCGCUAUGCAGCAACUAUUAUUGAGAACGGUAAAGAGGUCGAGAUUAAAACCUUAGCCUCAGUUACCAAUAUCGCAGCAAAUAGCCGAAUGACGCGCAGUGGCCGUGUGUUCGCUCCGCCGGUUAUCCCAAGUAGAAAUGUUGAGAAAGAUCUAGUAGUCGUGGUACCAGUGACAAGAGAAGCAUAA
Messenger RNA from Lathyrus oleraceus (garden pea), 1164 nucleotides. RefSeq lists its product as uncharacterized. Lineage: Eukaryota; Viridiplantae; Streptophyta; Magnoliopsida; Fabales; Fabaceae. The transcript has 2 exons. The record is from RefSeq and is a predicted model, not a curated record. The coding region runs from base 1 to 1164 and encodes 387 amino acids.